Molecule: messenger RNA, 1572 nt
Organism: Melampsora larici-populina 98AG31
Lineage: Eukaryota; Fungi; Basidiomycota; Pucciniomycetes; Pucciniales; Melampsoraceae
Exons: 12
Coding region: 74-1255 (393 amino acids)
Source: RefSeq, a predicted model, not a curated record
GUUGUUCAAUCAUCUUCUUCCAGUUGUCUUGUACUACAUUCUUUUGUUAAACAUCAAUAAUCUUCUACUGACCAUGUCUCGAAUCAUCGAAGAUAAAGUGAUCAACUUCAUCACACAUUUGCCAUCAAAUGCAAACCCAUAUCAGGCGGCAGCGGAUUGUCUCGCUACUUUCCUUCUCCCAUAUCCUCUACCAUCUUGGUCACGUUAUCUUCAACGUGUGUAUGCCGUAACAUUCUUGAUGAUGUUCUUUCAAUCGAUUUAUGUUCUUUACGUUCGCUCAAAAACAAAGAGAUUGUACCAUAUAGGAUUGAAUUCUAUGGGACUCUUACAACUUGAUCGUGCAAACCAUUGUGGAUUAUGCUACUUUCUAUAUAGUAUAAUUGCAUUAUCAGAAAUCAUUUGUGAAGAAUUGGUACAAUCUGGGCAACUGGACCAAGGAUGGCCCAACUUCUUACUCGGCAUUAAACUCACACUUACAGUUAUAUGCGCUAGAGUAAUUCUGUGGCUAUGUAUCUGCCAUUGCGCAUUGGAUGCGCUACGACGUAAGAACCAAAGAGGCCAAGUGCUCUCAAAAACUGUGACAUGGGCAAUGAAUACGUUUUUGGUGAUCAUUCUCUUUGCCCCAGCUGUUCAGAUCAUCAUCUCAUUCUAUCAAGUUACCAUGGAAUAUCAACAUAUCAGAAAAAUGGUGACGGGUAUCAUUGACAUUUACCGGGAUUUGGCACCUAGCUGCUCCCUAGUGAAAUGUAGCGUGACACAAACAAUACCUCAGCUCGUUUCACACUGGUCGGUUCUUCAUCACGUUGAUCUUUUGGAAUACUAUACUACAUUAGGAUCAGAUUCUUAUCUAUUUAUAUGUGGUAUCGUUCUUUUGGUUUAUGUUCCAUUCCUUUUCCUAUUAUCUCGAAGCUUUAAUGAUCAGGAAGGAUUAGAAUCUUCAUUGAAAAAACAACAGGAAGGAGUCUUUUCAAAUACUUUAUUAGAAUUCACAAUUAUCUUAUUAUUAUUGAUCUUAGUCAGUUGUGAGACAAGCUUGGUUCACAAGGGUGAUUUUAUUUAUAAUUCUAGCUUUUGGCUUAUCAGUCGUAUUGGCAUAGGUGGUGUUAUCUCAACCUUGGGAAAUACUGCUUUAUUUUUGAUCUUAUGCAGUCUAUAUAGGACUAAUCUAGCUCAUCAAGAUACUCACAUUGUGAUGCCAGAGAUUCCAGUACCUGUGGCUGUAUAUCACAAAUCUAGUGAAGAGGUCUCAGUAUGAUAUCUAUAUCCAUGAAUUCGAGUCAUAUGUCUGGUAACAUCUUUUUGAAUUUCAGCUCUUAAUGUAGAGUUUAUGUUUUGGGUUUUUCUUUCACAAUUCAUUCUUUUAUCAUUUUCUCCAAUCAUAUCCUUCAAAGAUAUCAAUUAACCAUACAUCUAUCCAUAGUCUAUGCCACUCAUUUUUAAAAAGUCAAUUCAGAAUUCUUCAUAUCGGCUUCAUAUUGAAAUUGACUGUGUGAUGAUGGGCCAGGGAAUUUUGGAAUUUUUGUUUACAAUCUGUGAUUCUAACGAGAAAUAUAUACUGCCUUCAUGAUGACC